This is a messenger RNA of Onychostoma macrolepis, 3123 nucleotides long. RefSeq names its product protein kinase C, eta, b (gene prkchb). NCBI's taxonomy places the organism in Eukaryota, Metazoa, Chordata, Actinopteri, Cypriniformes, Cyprinidae. Gene Ontology annotation, molecular function: diacylglycerol-dependent serine/threonine kinase activity; ATP binding. Gene Ontology annotation, biological process: protein phosphorylation. The transcript has 14 exons. The record is from RefSeq and is a predicted model, not a curated record. Bases 643 to 2676 code for a protein of 677 amino acids.
UAGCGGACAUCGAAGAUUUUCUUGGGAAUGUUAGUGUUGGCUGAUACAUCAAACUCGCACAGUCAUGUUAAUGCACCUGUUACAUAUAUAGAUCAGUUCAUGUUAUGAAGCAUCAUAUUAGUUUUUGAUUGACAGCAUUUAAACUAGUAGCUGCGUACAGUAAAAAACUGAAAAACCUGCUGCAGUCUAGCCCUAUAGUGAUUAAUUCAAAAUGAAUGGAUUCCCAUGUCGCCUGCCGGUAAGGGAAGAACAGCGUCAGGUGUGUCUGAUCAUCGGCUUUGUCUUUGUUAUGCUCGCAUUGUCUGCAUAGUUUCUAUACUAGAUGACGGCACAAACACGGAAUGAGGCAUGUACCCAUGAAAGCUUGUCGAUGUACUUCACACAGAUCAACAGGAGAAACAGAAUACGAUUUCCUGCAGAGGACGGUUGCUCAGCUCUCUGUGGUUUGCUCUUUUAGUUUUUAUACUAAACCGAUUAUGUUACGAAAAGACUUGCUUUAUUUCUACGUUUCCUUGAACGUGUUGUUUUGUUCUUUAUUAUGAGUUCGUGUUAGCUGAACAAAACCUUUACUAUAUGACUUUUCUGUUUUGAUUUAUUGCAUAGAAGGUUUUUGCAUCGAAUAUUAAAUAUUGGAGCUACAAUAUGAAAUUCAACGGAUAUUUGAGGCUGCGUAUUGGGGAGGCGGUGGAUUUAAAACCAACAACUUUUUCAACUCGUCACACUUUUCAUAAGAAAAUCGUCCUGGAUCCUUAUAUCGUUGUUAAAGUUGAUAAUCUAAAAGUUGGACAGACCGCCACAAAAGCAAAGACCAACAAACCAAACUUCAAUGAUGAAUUCUGCCCAUACAUCACAAAUGGCAAAGAGCUGGAACUGGCUGUUUUCCAUAACACUCCUAUAGGAUUCGACGAUUUUGUCGCCAAUUACAGAAUCCAGCUGGAUGAACUGAUAACGUCGUCAAACACGAGACAAAUGUUUGAAGGAUGGGUGAAUCUGGAACCAGAGGGAAGUGUGUAUAUCUCCAUCUCUCUCACCGGCUCCUUUACAGAUGAUGAAGCUGUGAAUGGACUGCGACAUAAAAGGUUUACAAGAAAAAGGCAAAAAGCUUUGAAGAAAAGAAAGGUCCACCAAGUCUAUGGACAUAAGUUUAUGGCAACCUUCCUUCCCCAGCCUACUUUUUGCUGCCAUUGCAAAAACUUCAUCUGGGGUGUUUUUGGAAAGCAAGGUUAUCAGUGUCAAGUGUGUGCGUGUGUGGUUCACAAGAGAUGUCAUGAUUUGGUUGUAAGUGAGUGUACACGUAUGAAGAAAGAUUCAAAUGAGGGCCAAAGUCAGGGCUUCAGCAUCAACCUACCCCAUCAGUUUAGAGAGCACAACUACAAAGUUCCCACAUACUGUAACCACUGUGGAUCUUUACUUUACGGCGUGAUGAAACAGGGUCUCCAAUGCAAGAGUUGCAAGAUGAACAUCCACAAACGCUGUGAACAGAAUGUUGCACUUAACUGCGGGGUGAACAGUGCUGAACUGGCCAGCAAAUUGUCAGAGAUUGGAUUGCUCAACACGCUUUCUAAAAAAAAGUCUCGGAGUUCUCUUCACAUGACAGGAAUAAAGGGUCAUAACUCCAUUGAAAACGUACAGCCAACGUUUGAAGAGCCAGAGGAUGAUACUGUUAAAGUUGGUCUAGAAGACUUCAGUUUCUUGCAGGUUUUGGGAAAAGGCAGCUUUGGCAAGGUGAUGUUGGCUCGUCUAAAAAGUGACCACAGGGUGUUUGCUGUAAAAAUGCUGAAGAAGGAUGUCAUACUGCAAGAAGAUGAUGUGGAAGCAACCAUGAUUGAGAAGAGAGUGCUAACUCUGGCUCACCAGCAUCCAUUUCUUACACAGCUCUACUACUGCUUUCAGAAUGCGGAACGGUUAUUCUUUGUCAUGGAGUUUGUGAAUGGUGGUGACCUCAUGUUCCACAUCCAGAAGUGCAGGCGUUUUGAAGAACCACGAGCACGGUUUUAUGCCGCAGAGAUCAUUUCGGCCCUUAUGUUCCUUCACUCCAAAGGCAUCAUUUACAGGGACCUUAAACUGGACAAUAUUCUCCUGGACAGAGAUGGCCACUGCAAACUGGCAGAUUUUGGCAUGUGCAAACAGGAUGUAUGUGAAGGAAAACUCACUAGUACCUUCUGUGGGACGCCCGAUUAUAUUGCACCUGAGAUCAUCCUGGAGGAGCCGUAUGGCGUAUCAGUGGACUGGUGGGCUCUGGGUGUGCUACUUUACGAGAUGCUGUCAGGUCAUGCACCAUUUGAAGCAGAGACUGAGGACGAGCUGUUUGAGUGCAUCCUCAAAGAUGAGAUCAUUUAUUCAUCUUGGCUCAGCAACGAGGCAGAAGACAUCCUUAGAGGAUUACUCACCAGAGACCCAGCAUGUCGGUUGGGCUGCAUGGAUAGAGAUGGAGGAGAAAAGGCCAUCACUGCACACCCGUUCUUCACAGGACUGGACUGGGAGAAGCUGAACAGACGAGAGAUCGCACCACCUUUCACACCUCGAAUAGAUUCUAUUGAAGAUGUGAACAAUUUUGACCCUGACUUCACUCAAGAGGAACCCUGUCUUACACCCAUUGAGGACAGUCUUUUUCCUUUCCACCAGGACGAUUUUAAAGACUUCACCUACACAGCUCCAGAGCUGCGACUGCACUAACAUCAGCUGUGGUUUAUUUAUUUUACAUACAUAGAUUAUAUGUUACUUUGCAUAAUUAACUCCUUCUAGCGAACUUGUAAUACAUUCUGUUGACAAACUUUUUGCCAAGUCUGUCAAGAAUAUGGACAUGAUUCAGACUAAAAGAAAGCGAUACAAUAUACUCCACAGGCCCAUCCAGACCAAAGGAUUAUUUGUAAAGGCAAUGACAGGAAGAAAAUAAUGGUCUCCUGAAAUAAACAGAUGCUUUUUGAAAUGUUUUUAUCUGCAUAAAUGCCUGUGUCAUAUAUUAUUUUUACAAGUAGCAUGAUAAUAUGCGUAUUUAUGCUGUUGCCAAGUGCUUUGGAAACAAAUGUAUGUAACUUACUUUGAGCUGUUAAUUCAGUGUAAUGAGUUGUUAAGUUAUGUGAUGUGUUGUAAAGUAAUUCUAACUAAAGACUAAAUUAUGAA